UCGAUAUUAUCCUCAGUCAGUUUCCAGAAUGUUCGAGAAUCUUCCGCGGCCGGAACGUCAGAUUCGAAUAUUCGAUUAACGGCGGCUCCAACAGGCCAACAGUACUCUGUAGCGACUAGCGACCCGUGAGCCGUUAAUGCGGAGCGGUAUCGAUGAUUGUUGUUGGACUUUGACAACGAACUGUGUACUGUUUUCAUCGCACGAGCGAGCCGACGUCGCGCGAAACGUCGUCGUCCGUCGAGCACACGGGACAACACGAGGGAGCCGUCACGAGGACGCGACCCGACCCCGUAAAUUCGAAGUAGUUCUCGGAGUAGUUCCUAACCACCUCUGAGUUCGUGAGGACAGACUUCUGCGAGUGAAAAGUUCAGUUGCUGGAGCGUCGAGUUUUUCGGAAGGUUGCCGCACGCUUCCCUGGAUUGCUGCCCGUUCGAAAUUGCCUCGAAUUCCAGUGCGUUUGGAACUCGCGUGAACUAGGACGAAUUAUUGUUACAUCCCCGACGAAGACUUGGAAACAUGGCGAGAUGGGGUGAAGGCGAUCCACGCUGGAUUGUAGAAGAGAGACCGGACGCGACCAAUGUCAAUAAUUGGCAUUGGACGGAGAAGAACGCCUGUGCAUGGUCGCAAGAAAAGUUGAAAGAACUUUUCAUGAAUUUGAAACUUGAGGGAGAUGGAGUGUCAUGUAAAAUAACAGAAAUGGAGAAAUGUGAAGGUGAGGCCUCAGCAAAUAAUAGAAAAGGGAAACUUAUUUUCUUUUAUGAAUGGAAUAUUGUUCUUAAGUGGAUAUCAGAAGGAACAUCUAGUAAAAAUAUUGAGGGUAAAAUUAAGAUUCCUAAUCUCUCUGAAGAAAAUGAUAUCAGCGAGGUAGAUAUUGAAGUUUCAUUAAAAGAUAGUACGGAUGAAGGAGAAAAAGUAAAACAUUAUUUACAUACUAAGGGUAAAGAUGGGAUAAGAGAAAAAUUAAAGAAAUAUGUAUCUUCUUUAAAAGAAGAGUUUACAAAAGGAAUGAUACUUCCCCAAAAAGAUAAUGUAAAGGAAAAUAUUUCAAAUAUAACGUCUGGUUUUAAUGUUAAGAUGCAAAUGAAUGCUGCAGUGACGCCAACGAACAAUAAUAAAACCGCAAGUAAAAUCUCAACCACUACGAUUAAGCAAAAUGUAAAAUUUCAAUGCAGAGCGCAAGAGUUUUACAACGUCCUUUCCACGAUUGAGAUGGUCCAAGCCUUCACAAAGAAUCCGGUAAAGCUAGAAGUAAAGAAGAAUGGUCAAUUCGAGCUCUUCGGUGGCAAUAUUCAUGGUGAAUUCGUAGAGAUUACACCAACGAAGAUUGUUCAGAAGUGGCGUUGUAAACAGUGGCCGUCCGGACAUUUCAGUGAUGUAACAAUAGAUAUAUGUGAGAAGAAUGAUCAUACUGAGGUCAUUUUAACUCAAAUUGGUGUCCCAGUGAGCGAGGAGCUCUCUACGAAGGAGAAUUGGGACAGGUAUUACUGGGACGCCAUAAAACGUACCUUUGGCUUCGGAUACUUCAUGUGAUCUAAAUUCACUCUAAUUUAUUUAUUGCUAAGUAGAACAAUCGUGAAGAUUGCGUGCAAGUACACGCAGUCACGCGAACGCUUGACUUCUGCGGAAGCAUAGAUGAAUCUAUGGCAUGGUGAGAAGGAAGCGUAUAUAAUACAGAUUUAUUCUGUUCUCUCUUCAUAUAUUUGGUACCGCCUUGUGUAAAACUUUAAAUUAAUAUUACUGCGCGCACUACAUUGACGCGCGACAUCACAAGUGACUUGUACGUCUCUAUUAGAUGUGUCUAAUAAAUCAUGCGAUCAGGA
Messenger RNA from Monomorium pharaonis (pharaoh ant), 1820 nucleotides. RefSeq names its product activator of 90 kDa heat shock protein ATPase homolog 1. Gene Ontology annotation, molecular function: ATPase activator activity; protein-folding chaperone binding. Gene Ontology annotation, cellular component: cytosol. Gene Ontology annotation, biological process: positive regulation of ATP-dependent activity; protein folding. The record is from RefSeq and is a predicted model, not a curated record. NCBI's taxonomy places the organism in Eukaryota, Metazoa, Arthropoda, Insecta, Hymenoptera, Formicidae. The coding region runs from base 517 to 1530 and encodes 337 amino acids. The transcript has 9 exons.